This is a messenger RNA of Lathyrus sativus (Indian pea), 3276 nucleotides long. The record is from the annotation of a GenBank genome assembly. Lineage: Eukaryota; Viridiplantae; Streptophyta; Magnoliopsida; Fabales; Fabaceae.
AUGCUUCCUAGAAAGAGAGCUAGUGAAGGAGUAGUGAUUCUAGAAGAAGAGAUUAACAACAACAACAACGCAGGUUCUGCUAAGAAGGCUCGGAUCGGUUCCACAGCUGCUUGUUCGGGUGAAUCUACAGUGAACGAGAGUGACCGGAGCUUCAAUAGCGGAGGCGGGAACAAUAACGGUAACAGUAACAGCGCAGGGAAUUUGAUUGCAGCAUCGACUAUGGCUUUUGGAAAUUCUAAACCACAGGAAAUUGAUGAGGAUCUGCACAGCCGUCAGCUUGCUGUGUAUGGCCGCGAGACUAUGAGAAGGCUUUUUGCCUCUAGUGUUCUUGUUUCCGGGAUGCGAGGCCUUGGUGCUGAGAUUGCGAAGAAUCUUAUUCUGGCUGGUGUAAAAUCUGUAACCUUGCAUGAUGAAGGGAAUGUUGAGUUAUGGGAUUUGUCCAGCAAUUUUGUUUUUUCAGAAAACGAUAUUGGUAAAAACAGGGCAGUGGCUUCUGUCAGUAAGUUACAGGAACUCAAUAAUGCAGUGCUUGUACUAAGCUUGACAACUCAGCUAACAAAAGAACAACUUUCUAAUUUCCAGGCAGUUGUUUUUACCGAAAUCAGUCUUGAGAAAGCUGUUGAGUUCAAUGAUUAUUGUCACAGUCAUCAGCCUCCUAUUGCUUUUAUUAAAAGUGAGGUUAGAGGUCUUUUUGGUGCUGUGUUUUGUGAUUUUGGGCCCGAGUUUACUGUUUUUGAUGUUGAUGGAGAGGAACCCCAUACUGGUAUAAUUGCGUCCAUCGGCAAUGACAACCCUGCUCUUGUAUCUUGUGUUGAUGAUGAGAGACUUGAGUUUCAGGAUGGAGACCUUGUUGUCUUCUCCGAGGUUCAUGGUAUGAAAGAGUUGAAUGAUGGAAAGCCAAGAAAGAUUAAGAAUGCUAGAGCAUAUUCAUUCACUCUUGAAGAAGACACCACAAAUUAUGGUGCCUAUGAAAAAGGUGGUAUUGUCACACAGGUCAAACAACCAAAGGUUUUGAACUUCAAACCACUAAGGGAAGCACUUGCUGACCCAGGUGAAUUUCUUCUUAGUGAUUUUUCCAAGUUUGACCGCCCACCUCUCCUGCAUUUAGCAUUCCAGGCUCUGGACAAGUUCAUAUCUGAAAUAGGCCGCUUUCCUGUUGCUGGCUCGGAGGAUGAUGCACAGAAGUUUAUUUCUAUUGCCAAUAAUAUUAAUGGAAACUUAGGUGAUGGAAGAUUGGAAGAUGUCAAUCCAACACUUCUACAGCAGUUUGCCUUUGGUGCUAGGGCAGUAUUGAACCCUAUGGCCGCCAUGUUUGGUGGCAUUGUAGGACAAGAGGUUGUUAAGGCAUGCUCUGGAAAGUUUCAUCCACUUUUCCAGUUUUUCUACUUUGACUCGGUGGAAUCACUUCCGACAGAACCAUUGCAUCCUAAUGAUUUAAAACCAAUAAAUAGUCGAUAUGAUGCACAGAUUUCAGUUUUUGGGCAAAAGUUACAGAAGAAAUUUGAAGAUGCUCAGGUGUUUGUUGUUGGAUCUGGUGCACUGGGAUGUGAAUUUUUGAAAAAUCUUGCCCUAAUGGGAGUCUCUUGUGGAGGUCAAGGGAAGCUGACAGUUACUGAUGAUGAUGUCAUAGAGAAGAGUAACUUAAGUAGGCAGUUCCUCUUCCGUGAUUGGAAUAUUGGCCAGGCUAAAUCUACUGUUGCUGCUUCAGCUGCUGCAUCUAUAAACCCUCGACUGAAUAUUGUAGCUCUACAAAAUCGUGUUGGCGCUGAAACUGAAAAUGUGUUUCACGAUACCUUUUGGGAAAACUUGAGUGUUGUGGUUAAUGCACUGGACAAUGUGAAUGCAAGACUUUAUGUCGAUCAGAGAUGCUUGUAUUUCCAGAAACCACUUCUUGAAUCUGGAACACUUGGUGCUAAAUGCAAUACCCAAAUGGUCAUUCCCCACCUAACAGAAAACUAUGGGGCCUCAAGAGAUCCACCUGAGAAACAAGCACCAAUGUGUACUGUGCACUCAUUUCCACACAACAUUGACCAUUGUUUGACAUGGGCUCGAUCAGAGUUUGAGGGUUUGCUAGAGAAAACUCCAGCUGAAGUAAAUGCAUAUUUAUCAAACCCAAAUGAGUAUACUAAUGCAAUGAGGAAUGCUGGUGAUGCUCAGGCUAGGGAUAACUUGGAGCGUGUACUUGAAUGCUUGGACAAGGAGAAGUGUGAGACUUUAGAAGAUUGUAUUACCUGGGCUAGGCUUAAGUUUGAAGAUUAUUUUGCUAACCGAGUGAAGCAAUUAGCUUAUACUUUUCCUGAAGAUGCUGCAACCAGUACUGGAGCUCCUUUUUGGUCUGCACCAAAAAGAUUCCCUCGUCCACUGCAGUUCUCCACCUCUGAUCAGAGCCAUCUCCAGUUUUUGAAGGCAGCCUCUAUACUACGAGCAGAAACAUUUGGGAUCCCUAUCCCUGACUGGGUCAAUAACCCUAUAAAGCUGUCUGAAUUUGUUGAUAGAAUGAUAGUACCCGACUUUCAGCCCAGGAAGGAUGCGAAAAUUGUGACAGAUGAGAAGGCCACCAGUCUCUCUACUGCUUCUGUGGAUGAUGCAGCUGUUAUUGAUGAUCUAAUCGUCAAGUUAGAGAGAUACCGGUCAAAUCUGCAACCAGAGUUCAGGAUGAAGCCAAUCCAGUUUGAGAAGGAUGAUGAUACAAACUACCACAUGGAUGUGAUAGCUGGGCUUGCCAACAUGAGGGCACGGAAUUACAGCAUUCCCGAAGUUGACAAGCUAAAGGCCAAAUUUAUCGCAGGGCGGAUCAUUCCAGCAAUUGCAACCUCAACUGCUAUGGCCACUGGCCUUGUUUGCCUGGAGUUGUACAAAGCUUUGGAUGGAGGGCACAAACUCGAGGACUACCGAAACACAUUUGCCAAUUUAGCUCUGCCUCUCUUUUCCAUUGCUGAGCCUGUUCCAGCAAAGGUCAUCAAGCAUCAAGAUUUGAGUUGGACAGUUUGGGACAGAUGGAUUAUAAAAAACAAUCCUACUCUCAGGGAGCUUCUUGAUUGGCUGAAGGGAAAAGGUUUGAAUGCUUAUAGUAUUUCUUGUGGAAGUUGUCUGCUUUAUAAUAGCAUGUUUCCUAGGCACAAAGAGCGGAUGGACAAAAAGGUUGUUGAUUUAGCAAGGGAUGUAGCCAAGAUGGAAAUCCCUUCAUAUCGUAGUCACAUCGAUGUUGUUGUGGCCUGUGAGGAUGACGAUGAUAAUGAUAUUGAUAUCCCUCAAGUAUCCAUUUAUUUCCGCUGA